ACUGAGCUGCGACGCAUCUCGCGGGGGGAAAACACGCGUGUUUGACGGAUCAGAACCCAGCUCCGCCGAAGACCAGCACCCAGUCCUCUCCGACCCGGCGCGAUGGGAGACACCAGCCGGCUGUGCUCCGUGUGGCUCGGAUCCGAGACCGGCAUCCUGAAGGGGGUCAGCGUGUCCCGGAAGCAGGCCUUCAACUUCUGCAACACGAGCCACCUGAGCCGCGCGCAGGAGGUCCGCGCGCUGUGCUGGGGGGACCCGGAUGAGAGCGAGCUGCUGCUGGGCUCCGUGGACGGAACCGUGAAGACCUUCAGCAUCCAGAAGGGGGUCUUCACCGAGACCCGGCGCUGCGGGGAGCCCGGGGAGGGCUGCUUCACCGGGCUGGAGAAGCUGAGCGGGUCUGGGCUGCUUACCUGCGUCGAGACCGGGGCCCUGCGGGUCUGGCGCGAGGACAGCACCGAGCCCGCCACCGAGAUGAAGGCCGGUGAUCAUGUGAGUCGGAUGCGGCUGAGCCCGGUGAACCGGAACCACGUGGCCACCGGAGGGAAGGAGAACGGGCUGAAGAUCUGGGACCUGCAGAAACCCGACAAGCCCGCGUUCACCGCCAAGAACCUGCGGGACGACUGGCUGGACCUCCGGAGGCCGCAGUGGGUCCGCGACAUGGCCUUCAUCCCGGACUCCGACAAGGUGGUGACGUGCACCGCGUACCACCAGGUCCACGUGUUCGAUCCCUGCUCCCCUCGGCGGCGUCCCGUCCUGGAGUUUGAGUACGGCGAGUACCCGCUCACCGCCAUGUCGCUGCCCGCCGCGGGCCACGCCGUGGUGGUGGGCAACACGCACGGCCACGUGGCCCUGCUGGACCUGAGGAAGGGGGUGGUGCGCGGCUGCCUGAAGGGCCUGACGGGGGGGGUGCGGGCGCUGCAGUGUCACCCCACGCGGCCCGUGGUGGCGUCCUGCGGCCUCGACCGCUUCCUCCGCAUCCACGGCCUGGAGGACCGCAAGCUGCAGCACAAGGUCUACCUCAAGUCCAGGCUCAACUGCAUCCUGCUCGCCAGCAGCCAGCUGGUGGACGGGGGGGGGGCGGCGGGGGAGGGCGGGGCUGAGGGGGUGAAGGAGGAAGAGGGGGAGGAGGAUGACGAGGUGUGGGAGACCAUGGAGCGCGUGGAGGAGAAGACGAAGAGGAAAACCACAGAGGAAGAGGAGCUGCAGAAAAAGAAAAAGAAAGGACAGGACUGAGAGGCGUUUGAGGCCUGAUCGCAGCGUGGGACACUUCCAUUGUCAGACUGAAAGACAAUGAAAGACGAGUUAUGUCUUCCCUGGACAAUAAGUGUGUUUAUUCAUCGGAGACUAAUUUGUCUCUACAAAUGUAUUUUGUAAUAUU
Molecule: messenger RNA, 1378 nt
Organism: Pungitius pungitius (ninespine stickleback)
Lineage: Eukaryota; Metazoa; Chordata; Actinopteri; Perciformes; Gasterosteidae
Gene: wdr74
Product: WD repeat domain 74
Exons: 2
Coding region: 103-1233 (376 amino acids)
Biological process (GO): ribosomal large subunit biogenesis
Cellular component (GO): preribosome, large subunit precursor; nucleolus
Molecular function (GO): protein binding
Source: RefSeq, a predicted model, not a curated record